Messenger RNA from Baudoinia panamericana UAMH 10762, 485 nucleotides. RefSeq lists its product as uncharacterized. The record is from RefSeq and is a predicted model, not a curated record. The coding region runs from base 120 to 290 and encodes 56 amino acids. NCBI's taxonomy places the organism in Eukaryota, Fungi, Ascomycota, Dothideomycetes, Mycosphaerellales, Teratosphaeriaceae. The transcript has a single exon.
GCAUGGCUACGGCAGAUUGCAGGCGUAUAAAGCUUGUAUCAAUAUAUGCUGGUUUAGCGCUUCCGACCGCGCAGGUUCGCCCAUCAGUUCACUAGCUAUGAUUGCCUGAGCUAUGUUAUAUGCCAUAUAUCUCAGGGGCACCAGAUUCGCGCGAUGUUUCAGCAUCUGUGAUGCUACGACAUCCCUUGGAACCGAUAUCGGAUGUGCCUUUGCAGGGCUACCGUGAUGCAGACGAUCUCGGCUUGAGAGGGUCGACUGGCUCCAGCGGCGACAGUCCUCGAAGCAAGUGACGAGGCGCCAGUGAUAUGUGUUACUGUCGAAUCGACAGUACGCUGGCAAUAUCGACUCUUCUCGCAGGCGAUUCGCCUUGAGUGAGCUGGUAUAAGGGGUCACUGACGGAGUCGUGGUUUGGCGGUUCGAUAGACGUUGGUGACCUGUUUCAAGCGAUGCGUAUCAGGUAGACAACGUACGUUCCAGGCGGAUAU